Molecule: messenger RNA, 1474 nt
Organism: Neohortaea acidophila
Lineage: Eukaryota; Fungi; Ascomycota; Dothideomycetes; Mycosphaerellales; Teratosphaeriaceae
Exons: 4
Coding region: 1-1284 (427 amino acids)
Source: RefSeq, a predicted model, not a curated record
AUGUCCACCCAAUCCGUCCACUCGCAAGGCAUCUAUCACGGCCUGCCCGUCUACCCCUCCAACCUCAACGGCCUGACAGCAAUCAUUACCGGCGCCAAUGGCAUCAGCGGCUAUUACAUGUACAGAGUGCUGUCGCAGAGCCCUCAACUCUGGAAGAAGAUAUACUGUCUUUCGCGUCGACCGCCCUUAAUCCCGGGUGGAUUGCCAGACCACGUCGAGCACAUCCCCCUCGACUUCCUCAAAGACCCGCAGGAGAUAGCAGCCGAGCUCAAGAAACGCAACGUAACAGCCGUCGACCAUGUCUUCUUCUUCUCAUACAUCCAAGUCCAGCCGAAACCUGGCCAAGGCCUCUGGUCAGACGCAGAGGAGAUGUGCCGAGUGAACUCCGCGCUACUGGAGAACUUCCUCAACUCGUUGAAACUGGCAUCCAUCCAGCCGAAGAGAGUGCUACUGCAAACCGGCGCGAAGAACUACGGAGGCCACCUGGGUCCGACGAAGCUACCGCAGGAAGAAUCGGACCCGCGUGUCACGCUCGAGCCAAACUUCUACUACCCGCAGGAAGAUGUGCUCUGGAAGUACUGCGCGGAGACAGGCUGUGGAUGGAAUGUUUGCAUGCCUGGGCCGAUUCUCGGCGCCGUGCCUGAUGCGGCGAUGAAUGCUGCUUUCCCGCUGGCGGUCUAUGCUGCGGUGUGCAAGAAGCUGAAUCGCACUUUGGAAUUCCCAGGCGAUAUUGUGUCGUGGCAGGCGCUUCAGUCUACUUCAAGCUCGAUGAUGAAUGCGUUCAUGGAGGAGUGGGCUGUUUUGCUUGGCCCGCCGAACGAAAAGUACAACACAUGUGACAACAGCGCUUUCACUUGGGAGAGAUUCUGGCCGCUGAUCGCGGGAUGGUAUGGUCUGGAGUGGAGCGGUCCGCAGCCCGACGACGCUUGUACGGCUACCGAAACCCGCUUCAACCCGCGAGGCUAUGGAUCAAAGGGCGUGACGAGACGCAAGUUUAAGAUGACCGAGUGGGCCAAGGGGAAAGAAGUGCAGGAGGCGUGGGCUGCGAUCGCCGAGGAAAACGGCCUCGGUCAAAAGGAGCUGGUUGAUGUCGACCGAGUGUUUGGUUUCCUCGACGGGACCUUGUGCCGCUCUAGUGCGCUCAUUUUAAGCAUGGAUAAGAGCCGUAAGCUUGGCUGGCAUGGAUUCGUCGACUCAUGCGAAUCGCUGCUGGAAGUCUUCGAUGACCUGGCCAGUCUCAAAAUGAUCCCGCCCGUGCCGAAAGUCGAAGUGAAAUUUAUUUAGCAAUACCGGGGUCUGGUCCAGUGAUGGACAAGAUUUUCAGCGGCACCGCAGUCGCAUAGAACAAGGCAAUUUGUUCUCUCAUCGGUUUCGCUUCAAAGUCGAUCUCGUGGACGUUGAAUUUACUCCGCACUAGGCUUCCGUAUUAGCAAAUCGCAUGACGGCCAGCAAUAGGAGACAAUCUUACCACAAG